Leptosia nina is the source of this 1491-nucleotide messenger RNA. NCBI's taxonomy places the organism in Eukaryota, Metazoa, Arthropoda, Insecta, Lepidoptera, Pieridae. The record is from the annotation of a GenBank genome assembly.
AUGGAGGUUCGCUGUAUUGGAGCCUUUUACUUAAUAAUAAUAUUGGCUUUAGCCUGUGAAAUGUCAUCCGCUGCUCAAUUUAAGGAUAGUAAACGACGAACAAAAGGGAAAGGACUAAGAAAUAUUUGUGACGUCACAGACAGAGAUUCAAACGUACAUUGUUACUGCGAGAACGCAAAAGAGAUGAGAAAUGCCACCAAAGCCGAAUGCUGGGUUUUCAACGGAGGUAUCGCUAAGGAGGACAUCGUCUGGCCAAGUUUCGUGUCGCAGCCUUCUCUGCAAACUUUGUCUUUCAACGUCCGCGUAGACGGAGCGUUAGACUACGUGCCGACAUCAGCGCUUCAGUACUUACAGAAUCUUCGAUCUCUAAGUAUUAAAUAUGGGAACAUAGUUGAAGUAGGCCCGUUCGCUUUGGCGAAUCUAACCAAUUUGACUGAAGUGGCGCUGACGCAAAGUCAAAUAGUAACAUUGCACCAAUACGCGUUCGCCCACCUGCCCAAUCUCACAACGCUCAAUUUAGAGGAGAACACAAUACUGGAAAUCGGAAAAGAUUCGUUCGUCGACGUCCCGAAAUUGCAGAAGCUUAUUCUAAGCAAAAACAAUAUCACGGAGAUUAGCAACGGAGCUUUCCAGCACACGUUCAAUCUCUUGGAAUUGGACCUGAACAAAAACAGCAUAUUCCAUCUAGAUCGUCACGCGUUUGAUGGAUUGGCGAACUUGCGGAAAUUGGAUCUGAGGAAGAAUCGUAUUUACAAUUUGACCGAGUUCACGUUUACCGAGUUGUGGAAUUUACAAGAGUUACUUUUGGGGAAGAACGAAAUAAAGUACAUAUCUGCGAGGGCGUUCGACGGUCUGUCCCAGCUGCAAAAGUUGUCCCUUGACGACAAUAAACUGGCCCAUAUCCCCCCGGGCUUGUUCGAAGGCGUGAGAGGUCUCAAGUCGCUCGAUCUGCGUUCCAAUGAACUCCACGCGUUAACUUUCGACAAUAUAAAGCCCAUAUUGGAUAAUUUGAAACCUCAAAACAGCAAUUUGCUACUCGAAGGGAACAACUUCGUCUGUAACUGCCAACUAAAAUGGAUACAUCUAUUACGGAACGAGACGAGCAGUCAAAACAUUAAAGAUUCGUUAGAUGGUGUGACCUGCAAAAUGGAUCCUCCGAUUGCAAGCUCAGCAUACAACAAAAUGUCAGAUAACAUCAAAAUGAACACGAAAUUGGAAACGGUGGAAAUAAUGAAACAGGACGCAACAAACAAAAAACAUAUUGACGACACAAAGAAGGGCGCUAAAAGGAACCUAUUAAAAAUUCCACCCGAAACACUGCCGUGCCCAGAAGAAAAAGUGGAGACAACGGAGAUGCCGGUCCUGGUAGAUCCAGUUAUACCGUUGCAAAAUGAGAUGAAAACGUACAGACUACAGGAGAUGAGUUCUGCGCGCGGAACGUUUGUUCCAAGCUUGCUGUGGAGUAUUACGUUCAUUUUCUUUUUCACUUAA